AUGCAACCGGCUGCAGGUGAUCGAUCAGGCACACCCCCGAAGAUCAAAGCCAGACUCUCUUCCGUCUUCUCUCCCUCUCUCUCUAUAUACACACCACACUCUCCCGACCGUGAAAGGAACUUCAUUUUCUCUCAAAAGCCCCUUUUGCCGAUAGCAAGAGAGUGGAAAGGAUGGAAUCUUCUUCUGUUGAACUGCAGAACACUGUAAAAGAAGCCCUAAACGCUCUCUACCACCAUCCAGAAGACUCCGUACGGUUGGAGGCCGAUCAAUGGCUACAACGCUUCCAGCGCACCAUCGACGCUUGGCAGGUCUCUGAUAAUUUACUCCAUGAUGCCAGCAGCAACCUAGAAACUGUCAUCUUUUGUUCUCAGACUCUUAGAAGCAAGGUACAAAGAGAUUUCGAAGAGCUACCUUCAGAAGCCUUUUGUCCUUUACGUGAUUCCUUAUAUACCUUGCUGAAAAAAUUACAUAAUGGGCCCUCCAAAGUUCGAACACAGAUUAGCAUUGCUGUGGCAGCUUUGGCUGUACAUGUUCCUGCAGAAGACUGGGGAGGUGGUGGUGUUUUGAGUUGGCUGCGAGAUGAGAUGAAUUCACAUCCAGAAUGGAUACGGAGUUUCCUGGAGUUGCUCACUGUAUUACCGCAGGAGGCAUUCAACUACAGGAUAGCAGCUCGCCCAGAAAGACGCCGCCAAUUUGAGAAGGAGCUUUCUUCUUUAUCUGAAGUUGCUCUUAAUCUUUUGACUGCUUGUUUGGGCCAUAAUGAAUUGAUGGAACAGGUUCUGGAGGCCUUUGCUUCUUGGCUUCGGCUAUGCCAAGGGAUCCCUGCUUCUACACUUGCUUCUCACCCUCUGGUGUUCGCAGCUCUUUCUGGUCUAAAUUCUGAGCAGCUUUUAGAGGCAUCAGUAAAUGUUGUCUCUGAAUUGAUACACUACACAGUAUCAGAGCGGUCCGGCGGUCUUUCUAUGCAGAUGCCUUUAGUUCAAGUACUUGUGCCUCGGGUGAUGGGUCUGAGAGAGCAGCUUAAAGAUUCUUUGAAGGAUGAGGAAGAUGUGAAGGCCAUGGCUCGAUUAUUUGCUGAUAUGGGGGAUUCGUAUGUGGAAUUGAUUGCGACUGGUUCUGACGAGUCGAUGCUAAUAGUGCAAGCAUUACUUGAAGUUGCUUCACACCCAGAAUAUGACAUUGCUUCAAUGACAUUUAACUUCUGGCACAGCCUUCAGGCUAACUUAACUGGAAGGGAAUUCUAUUCAUCAUAUGGGACUGAAGCAGCUAUCGAAGCAGAGAGGAGCCGGAGGCUACAAAUUUUCCGUCCGGCAUUUGAAUUACUUGUAUCUUUGGUGAGCUUCCGAGUCCAAUAUCCAACUGAUUAUCAGGACCUUUCAAAAGAGGACCUCAAGGAUUUUAAGCAGACCAGAUAUGCUGUUGAGGAUGUCUUAAUGGAUGCAGCAUCAGUUUUAGGUGGCGAUCCAAUACUGAGGAUUCUAUUUAUGAAGCUUGUACAGGCUGUAGGUAGCUGUAGAAGUGAUGAGUCCUGUGAAUGGCGUCCAGCAGAAGCUGCUCUAUAUUGUAUAUGGGCGAUAUCCAAAUCUGUUUCUUUCACUGAAGCUGAAAUAAUGCCCCAGGUUAUGGCAUUGCUUUCAAAACUUCCUCAUCAACCUCAAUUACUCCAAACAGCUUGCUUAAUAAUUGGAGCAUAUUCCAGAUGGAUCAACGCUGCACCAGCUGAACUAUCCAUCUUACCUUCAAUUAUAGAGACUCUUACAAGAGGCAUGAGCACAUCUGAAGAUUCAGCAGCCGCUGCAGCUGUGGCGUUUAGGCAUGUUUGUGAUGCAUGCCGGAAGAAGCUUUGUGGAUCACUAGAUGGUCUCUUCCAUAUCUACCAUCAGGGGGUCAGUGGGGAAGGGGGUGGCUAUAAACUCUCUCCUGAGGACUCCUUGCAUUUAGUUGAAGCCUUGAGUAUGGUUAUUACGGAACUUCCACCAGACCAUGCAAAGAAGGCCCUGGAGAUGUUGUGCCUGCCAGCUGUGGCUCCUUUGCAGGAAAUCAUUAAUCAAGGUUCAGGAAUGUUGCAGCAAGUAGUUGCCCGUCAGUUCACUGUUCAUAUUGACCGACUUGCAACUAUUUUUAGGCAUGUAAAUCACCCUGAAGCUGUAGCUGAUGCAAUUCAGAGGUUAUGGCCAAUUCUUAAAGCGAUCUUUGAUCAUCGUGCCUGGGACAUGCGAACCAUGGAAUCCCUAUGCCGAGCGUGUAAAUACGCUGUGAGGACUUCUGGAAAGUUCAUGGGAGUCACGAUUGGAGCAAUGCUAGAGGAGAUCCAAGGCCUAUAUCAGCAACACCAUCAGCCGUGCUUUCUUUAUCUUUCAAGUGAAGUCGUAAAGAUAUUUGGGUCUGAUCCUGCCUGCACGACCUACCUUGGAAGCUUAAUUGAAGCGCUCUUUGGUCAUACAACACAUCUCCUAAUGACAAUUCAGGAUUUCACUGCAAGACCAGAUAUUGCAGAUGAUUGCUUUUUGCUUGCAUCUAGAUGUAUUCGUUACUGUCCUCAUAUAUUUGUCUCCUCCUCUAUUUUCCCAUCAUUGGUUGACUGUUCUAUGAUCGGGAUCACCAUACAACACAGAGAUGCUUGCAAUUCCAUAUUGACAUUCUUAUCUGACGUCCUCGAUCUCACAAACUCUUCUGUGGGGGAGCGGUACCGACCUAUCAUAGAUGGUGUGAUUGUUCCUCGCGGUGCGAGUCUCACCAGAAUUUUGAUAGCUUCAUUAACUGGGGCGCUUCCAAGUUCUCGAUUAGAGGAGGUGACUUAUGUACUGCUAGCUCUAACGAGAACGUACGGCAUCAAGGUGUUGGAAUGGGCCAAGGGAAGCGUUUCAUUAAUCCCAUCGACAGCCGUGACCGAAGUUGAGCGCUCGAGCUUUCUCAACGCUUUGAUGGAAGCUGCAUCAGGUUCAGGUAUUUCCUCCCUAACGGCUCCCAUCAGGGAGCUGUCGGAAGUUUGCCGUCGCAACAGAUCGGUCCAUGAGAUAGUCCAAGGAGCUUUGAGGCCUCUCGAUUUGAAUUUCACUGUUGUAUCAUCCUAGUAGAAGACAGCGAACAAUCAAUGGCUAUGAUCUGAAGAAAUCACAAGUUUUUGCCUCCCCCAUACCUCUCGUGAUUGUGUAUUAUCGUGAUCUUUUUUUUCUUUUUUCUUUUUUUCUUUUUUUUUUUUCCAGAGUCGGGUGCGAGUGGUGAUGUCAUGUGUUAUAUGUGAGGUGUAGGCUCUUGAGUUCUUUCGAUUUAAAAAAGAAAGGAAGCUCAUGACAUCCCCCAUUUUAAUGAAAGAGGGGGAGGAGGGGAUGGAAAUCUUCCUUUGUAUUUUUAAUCAUUUCCCAUUAUUACAUUGAUGUUAUUGAUUUUUAUUUUUUUUUCCAUUUACAGAACAUAUAUUUGUUUUUGUUCAUUUAUCUCUGUUUUAUUGUCUCUUA
Messenger RNA from Magnolia sinica, 3458 nucleotides. Its product is annotated as transportin MOS14. Gene Ontology annotation, molecular function: small GTPase binding. Bases 171 to 3074 code for a protein of 967 amino acids. The record is from RefSeq and is a predicted model, not a curated record. The transcript is spliced from 27 exons. Gene Ontology annotation, cellular component: nuclear membrane; cytoplasm. Gene Ontology annotation, biological process: protein import into nucleus. Lineage: Eukaryota; Viridiplantae; Streptophyta; Magnoliopsida; Magnoliales; Magnoliaceae.